AUGACAGAAUCCACCGCCGAUCCCACCACUAAUCCCUCCAGCCCCUAUUACCUACAUCCUGGAGAAAAUCCUGGCAUUACCCUCAUUUCCCAGAUCCUCACUGAGUCUAAUUACUCAUCAUGGAGCAGAAAUUUAAAACGUGCUCUUCUAUCAAAAAACAAGUUCAAAUUCAUUGAUGGCAGCAUUCAAAAGCCUGCCAGGACUGACAAAUUAUUUGAAGCUUGGGAAAGAUGUGAUACUAUGGUUCUUUCUUGGAUAAUCAAGACCUUGUCACCCCAAAUUGCUGACAGUGUUCUGUAUGNAGACACAGCUCAAGAACUGUGGGAAGACCUCAAAGAACGUUUUUCUAAAGGUGAUUACUUCAAAAUUUCAGACCUUUUACAAGACAUACACUCUAUAAAACAAGGCGAACAAAAUAUUAAUCACUAUUACACUGAUUUAAAAAUACUGUGGGAGGAACUUGAGUCUCUUCGCCCUAUUCCCACUUGCACCUGCCCUGACCCAUGCGUCUGUGAUCUUUCCAAAAUAUCCCUCAGAUACAGAGAGAAUGAACAUGUUAUUUGUUUUCUAAAAGGUCUCAAUGACACCUAUCAAACUGUUCGUACCCAAAUCCUCCUCAUGGAGCCCCUUCCCAACAUCAACAAGGUUUUUUCUCUGCUAAUGCAACAGGAAAGACAACAUCAGGACAGAGGAGGCACAUCUGACACAUUCAAGAUUUUAGCCAGCACAUCUGACAAAACUAAUUGGAGAGGCCAAGGCCGUGGCAUCAGUUCACGGGGACAANGACGGGGCAGAGGUAGAAAUCCCAAUUAUGGGAAACAAUGUGCNCAUUGUCACAAGAUGAAUCACACUAUUGAUGAGUGUUACUCUAAACACGGCUUUCCACCAUGGUAUAAGAAGAAUGAUCACCAAAACAGUCAAGACAGGGGAGGACACAAUGAAUGGAGCUAUGCUAAUGCUUGCAAAGAAGAUUCAAAGUCUACCCAGACUCAAAGCACUCAUCAAGAAAACCAGAGUAAUCCUAUGCAGGUUUUUACUCCUGAACAGAUGCAGAAAUUGNUGCAAAUCAUAGAGAAUACCCAGACUCAAAAUACUCACAGCAUCAGUCAAGUCCAAAGAAACACUUCUGGAGAAAAUCAAGGUACUUUCUCCUGGAUUAUUGAUACUGGGGCCACUGAUCACGUGACCCAUGAAAAGAAAUAUUUCAUUACAUUCCAGAAAAUUAAACCUAUCACUGUUAAACUUCCAAAUAAUUCUGUGGUUACAGCUCAAUAUGCUGGAACCAUUCAAUUUUCUGAAGAUUUUAUCAUUUUAAUGUUCUAUACAUCCCUGAAUUCUCCUUUAAUCUUAUUUCUCUACAAAGCUUAA
Messenger RNA from Vigna radiata var. radiata (mung bean), 1368 nucleotides. RefSeq lists its product as uncharacterized. Bases 1 to 1368 code for a protein of 455 amino acids. The record is from RefSeq and is a predicted model, not a curated record. NCBI's taxonomy places the organism in Eukaryota, Viridiplantae, Streptophyta, Magnoliopsida, Fabales, Fabaceae. The transcript has a single exon.